Molecule: messenger RNA, 720 nt
Organism: Setaria italica (foxtail millet)
Lineage: Eukaryota; Viridiplantae; Streptophyta; Magnoliopsida; Poales; Poaceae
Product: altered inheritance of mitochondria protein 44-like
Exons: 2
Coding region: 111-596 (161 amino acids)
Source: RefSeq, a predicted model, not a curated record
GUUUUGGUCUCAAAUCUUUCCCCGCAUCAAAUCGCCGCCGCCGCCGCCGCCGCCCGCCGGUGACCUCCCGCCGGCCCUGCCGGAGUGCCGCCGCCGAGAUCUGAGCUGUCAUGGCGGAUGAACCUUCGGACGCGUGCUCACGCACAGAUGGAGAUGGUGUGAGGGCUGGCAGGAACAACAAAAGAAAAUCUUCUCAAGCAUGUUCAUAUAGGUUCAUAAUAAGAAACGAAAGGGAGUGCUAUGUGAUUUGUGUCUUCGCUGCUGUUGUUUUCCUGCUCAUAUAUCUCUUUACCGAAUAUGAUGAUGAAGAAGAAAGCGACGAGGAAGAUGGAGAGGAAGAAGGGGAGAGAUGUGAAGAGGAUGGGAAAGAAGAGGAUGAAGAGGAAGAGGGCAACGAUGAGGGGGAAGAGGAAGAGGAUGGCGAAGCGCAUGCUGAGCUCCUUAAGGUUACUGUGGAUUGCUUCAUAGCAACAAAGGCAUGGGCAGAGCUCGAGCUUGGCCCAGGGAACGCAAACAUUAAAGAAAUCGUUGGUAUGCUUCGAUUCAUACCGGGAUACGACGAAGCAGUAAAGGCAAGACAAGACAGGAAGCCGUAAAGGUAGAAUGACGCCUCAAGUUCUCAGACAUACGAAAUAAUUCAUAGUUGGUUCUAAUGGUAGGAAGUUCAUGUUGCUGAUGGCACUUCCAAACUGUAUCCAUUGCAUGUGUGGACCAAAUGGC